AUGGACAAGGUUCAGAGUUCUGCAUUUUUAUUUUGGUUUUUAUUGGAAUGCCUACCUCAUGUCUGCUUGCCUUAUCCAGACAAUAUUCGUCUUACUUGGAAAACAGCAAACUUGCCAGGAAGUAGACAGUUUGAUACAACACAAGCUCCUAUGGAACAAUCCAGAGGCCUCCUUUCAGUAACCUCACAACAGUCAACAGCAAUUCCACGUAGACCUGGUCUUGUGCAUGUAAUUUCAGUUGCGAGCAUAAGCUUUGUCAUUGCCCUGAUAAGUGGACUCACACUCUCCUAUGUGAUAUAUAGGCUGGUGAAAGCAGAGGAAAAACAGCAGCUUGCACUGUUGUAUGAGAAUGUGGAGAUUCCAAUUUUACAUGAAAAGGAGGCCUCUGAAGAGGAAGGCCAGGAUGAGUCUUCUGAACCACACUCAGAGAAUGAGGACCUGGGCAAGUUCAUUGGCUCAGUUAUUAGAACAAAAAGAAGGGAAAACAUUUUGAAGAAGAAGAAGAAUGAAGAGCAAAAUAUACUGGAAAAUACACCAGAGAGUUCCGAUUACACUGAACAAGUGGAGAGCCAUGACAAAAUGGAGGAUGAAAAUGGGGAGACCAAAUUGCAUGAAUAA
Cricetulus griseus (Chinese hamster) is the source of this 618-nucleotide messenger RNA. The record is from RefSeq and is a predicted model, not a curated record. NCBI's taxonomy places the organism in Eukaryota, Metazoa, Chordata, Mammalia, Rodentia, Cricetidae.